AUGCAGCGUAUACGCAAGGAGUUUAUGAUAAAUCCAGAGUUUGAUCCUGCUAAAGUUGCACGAGCUAGCUCGGCUGCUGAAGGGUUGUGUCGAUGGAUAAUGGCAAUGGAGCAGUAUGAUAGAGUAGCCAAGAUUGUGGCACCAAAAAAAGCCAAGCUUCUUGAAGCAGAGGCCGAGCUGGCAGAAAAUAUGGCUGUAUUGAAAAAGACGCAAGCUAACCUAACGGAACUUGAAGAAAAGCUGGCUGUAUUGCAGGCUAAACUGCAAGCUACUCAGGAUGAGAAGCAUCGCCUAGAGAAUGAAGUGCAAUUGUGCGCUGUAAAAUUAGAUCGAGCCAAAAAGUUAAUAGGCGGGCUUGGUGGUGAAAAAGACAGAUGGAGUCAAGCUUCUAUUACAUUGGAGGACAUUUACAAUAAUCUUACAGGAGAUGUCUUAAUAUCUGCCGGGGUUAUUGCUUACCUCGGACCUUUCACCUCAAUUUACCGAGAUGAAUGUACUGAAGACUGGAUUCGUCUAUGCAAAAAUUAUAACAUUGCCUCUUCUGAACAGUUUAGUCUAACGGUAUGUUUAGGAGAUCCUGUAAAGAUACAGGCAUGGAAUAUCAACGGACUUCCAAGAGAUGCAUUUUCGAUCGACAAUAGUGUUAUAGUUGCCAAUUCACGAAGAUGGCCUCUUAUGAUAGAUCCUCAGGGACAAGCAAACAAAUGGAUCAAAAACAUGGAAAAAGAGAAUGCCAUCGUUGUUUUAAAAUUGACGGAUUCUGAUUUUAUUCGAAACCUGGAGAAUGGAAUACAGUUUGGGACGCCCAUUUUAUUAGAAAACGUCUCGGAGGAGCUCGAUCCCAGUAUGGAACCGCUUUUGCUUAAACAAACCUUUAAGCAAGGUGGUGUAGAAAUGAUUCGGUUAGGAGAAAAUGUUAUUGAAUAUUCUAGAGAUUUUCGUUUGUAUAUAACCACAAAAUUGCGAAAUCCGCAUUAUCUACCAGAGAUUGCAGUCAAGGUUUCUCUGCUAAAUUUUAUGAUCACUCUCGAAGGACUCGAAGAUCAAUUACUUGGAAUAGUAGUUGCUAAAGAAAAGUACGCAUUUCGAUCUUUUGAUCUAACAGAAUUUUUUUUCUAA
Protopolystoma xenopodis is the source of this 1119-nucleotide messenger RNA. NCBI's taxonomy places the organism in Eukaryota, Metazoa, Platyhelminthes, Monogenea, Polystomatidea, Polystomatidae. The record is from the annotation of a GenBank genome assembly.